CCGCACGCUCUUCCUUCACAACUUAAACGUAGAUCAGGCCGAAUGAAACAACGAUAAAGACUUGCGGAAAGCAAAAAGUUCACAAAUUAUUGACUCCAGGCUAUAAUGCGGGUGGACGCCGUUACCAAACGGCAAUUUGCAUUUGCGGUCCUGGUUGGGAUCUGGGGCCUCAAGAUUCACCAUGUCAUCUUGCACCUCAAGGGGACGCAAAUUCUUAGUCAUGUGCACCUGGGAACAUGGUGUCUCUUGGACACUCUGUACUUCUUUGGCCUCUGGUUGCUGAGAAUCGAAUGGCUGGACUUUCGUUUUAUCGUUUGCGCGGCGUUGACCUUUGCAUCUUGCAUGAUUGAUAUGGGACUCGCGGGCCUAGUUACUGAACGAACCGCUCAAGAUACCUUCACUGGGCGAUAUAGACAACCUGGUGUCGUGGAUCAUCCACACAUUCGAGCAGACAUCUUCAAUGAGUCGCAUCUAUUGGGAUCUCAUGUCGUGCACGUCCUUCCCCCUACCUUCGCAAAGAUUAAUCCCAAUGCAUCAGCAUUUUGCUUGGGGUUCACUGAAAAAUCUGCCGAUAUCCCGGUAAAAAUAAAAGGAACCCCACCAUGGAAGAUUUCCUAUGAGUACUACGGUUUCGACGGGAGUUACCGGCUCUUUGACAACAUUACCGUUGAAGGUUCAGGUCCUGUCCCAGCUACCGUCAGUAAGAAGGAAACCAGGAUUGGAGUAUAUACGAUUCCUGCUGAUAAGCCAGGAAUCUAUCGUCUCGUGUCUGUAAGGGAAAAGCGACAUAAGCUGGAGGAUGAGGGCAAAGUGCUGCAACCGGACAUGGUUGAGGUGGUACAGUGUCCUCAGGCUCGGCUGGUUGUACCACCAAAGGACAGCGGGAAGGAGGCAGUGGACAGAUGUGUCGAUCAAACAUAUUCGCUCAACAUUCUCCUGUCUGGUACUCCUCCGUUCACUGCUUGGUACCUUCGGAAAAUCGGGCCGACACCUUCGCUAGUUAUGAUUGAGAGUGGAGAACAAGAUGGAAAACAAGAAGGGAAGAUAAAAUCGUCGCGCACUAUACCCCACGAUGUGCUGAAACGAUUGCUAGCUGCUCGGACACGCGACAUAUCGUUGCCUGUUGAAGUCAAGGUAGAAGAAGCAACGGAGUACUUGCACAAAAUUGUAGAGGUCACAGACGGGCGUAACAAUAGUGUCAUUUUUCCGCCAACAAGUGAACGUGACGUGCCCGUAACUGGUCAUGUCGUGAAGGCAGAUCGCUCUGGGGACUCUUUCCUUUUAAGGGGCCAUUCACUGCCGUCGGCCCGCUUCGAUCGGUGCGAGUCCGUCAGAAUACGGAGCGGAUUCGAACACGAAGGUGCUACCAUAAAUAUUCUAUUGACGGGAGUCGGGCCUUGGCAACUUCGAUACGCUAGAUCUGCAUCGGAGGAGAACGCAGUUGCUGGCAAAUUCGAGAGCGAGAAGACAGUUAAAGAUAUCCAGAAUCCCCAGUUCAACCUUGUCGUUCACGAGCCUGGCGUCUAUGUCUUGCUCUCCGUUUCUGACAAAUACUGUUCUGGUGUCACUGAGCUUCCCGCUACAUGCAUUGUUCAAAAAACACUACCGCCUCAGAUUUCCAUCUCGGCUCAGCCAAUUAUGCAAGAAUGUUUCGGGGCGACUGGCAUGGAUGUGAAUUUCUCCAUGACGGGCGAGCCGCCAUUCUGGGUGGAGCUUCAAGUAGUCAAUAAGGUUACUGGAAAGCGUGCAGUGGAACGGAAAGACUUUUCUAAAGCACUGCACACAUUAAGAAUGCAGCCACAGGAACCUGGUGAAUAUGAAUAUGUUUUUUUGAAGAUUGGUGACGCGGUCUACACAAUGGGAGUUCCCGUGGAGGGCAUAAGCUUUAAGCAGGUCAUUCACACGCCGUCGAGAGUGUCCGUCGUCUCGGCAGACGGUAAACGGUGUAUUGGAGAUUCUGCUAAGGUUGAAGUGAGCCUAGCGGGAGAGCCCCCAUGGUCGCUGUCGUACGAAAUUACGAGGGGAACAACCAAGACGCAAUACACGAAGUCGAAUAUCACUCAAGACAGAAUCGUUAUUGAGACACCGACGUUGGAUAGCCCUGGGACAUAUGUUGUGGACCUGACAGAAAUUAGGGACGGAAAUGGUUGUGUAGCACCGGUGCCGACCGACCCAAUAGCAAUCGAGGUACUAUCGCAGCGACCUAGCGCUCACUUCCAUUGCCCGAAGCCUAUUCAUUUCCUGGAAAACGACCGAGCAAAGAUUCCUGUCGUAGUAUCAGGACAUGGAAAGUACAUGCUAAAGUAUAAGAGGGCUGCCCCUCCUGGCGCUGAAUAUACCAUUACUGGGGACAGAACUAUUGAAGGCGUCACUAUCUCGGAGCCAGGAAUAUAUGAGUUGACAGCAUUUAAUGACGCCUAUUGUUCGGGAAGAGUUGUAGAACCAACUAAAUGCCAAGCCUUCACGAUCCCAAAACCGAAGCUGGAGAUACCUCCAACUGAAUAUGAAAUUGCUGCAGAUCAUACUCUUCAGCGUAAAGCCGUUUGCGAGAACUCACCUGACAGGCUGGAAUUGCACUUGAACGGGACACCUCCUUUUACGAUAUUCUACACACAUGAGUGGCAGUCUCCGAGCAAGGAACGCACCGAGUCGAAAAAGACAGCAAUCAGCGAAUACGAAAACCGUGUCGCACAGCAGUUUGCGAGGAUCAGCUUGGUCACGGACAAACCGGGACGUCAUAUCUACAAGUUCACUGGAAUUGCGGAUGGUAAUUACCAAACGCGGAUUCCUCUUCACCACCAAAACGUUUUGCAACAGGUCCACGAGAGACCAAAGGCAGUGUUUUUGGAUGAGGCUCAACGGACGUUCCAAUGCAUAGCGACCGAAACUGAUACUGAACUGCGAAUUCAACUGACUGGAAGUCCUCCUUUCAACCUUCAAGUCUACCGCAAGCAUCCGUCAUCGUCGGACCCCGAGAUUCUCAAUUUACAAGUCAAUACGACAUUGUUCACCUACCGUCCUGAGAAGCCAACCAUCAUAGGACGGUAUGUUUAUACCAUCAAAUCCAUCUCUGAUCGAACCGGAUGCGAAUCGGUAUAUGAAGGCACGGAACCCGGAGCCCAAGUCACAGUUCAAGUAACGGAUAUGGCCCGAAUUACAAUGGAGCACGAACAAAAGGUGACAUGCGUCGGUGACAUGCUGUCGUACACACUGGAAGGAACGGCCCCUUUUACCAUUGGAUAUCAAUGGAAUGGUGUGUCCAAACCAGAUAUUACAGUCAAUGACCCUGUGUUGAUGCUGCUUGCCGCUGAAUCCGGUUUUGUGAAUGUGACACGGGUUUGUAAUGCCAUGAAGUGCUGUUAUCAACCUCCUGGAGGGCUUGUCAAGGAAGUAAAUCCCUUGCCAAGAGCGAUUGUGGAUGGGGGAAUUGAUAUCAUUGAUGACAUUCGAGAAGGUGAUGAGUCGGUGAUAGGAGUAGAGUUUGAAGGAACUGCUCCUUUCAGUUUCCGAUAUACCCGCACACCGUUGCUAGAUCCUGAGGUUCAGCGACGAGACCCCGACGAGUCAUUUACGAUUGAGAAUAUAUUUAGCAAUAAGUACCUACUCACUACGGAUAAAGAAGGCCUUUUCCGCGUUACUUGGGUGAAAGACCGGUUCUGUGAGUUCCCUCCGAAAAAAUGGGCCGAUCCAAAAGCUGCAAAUGUACUUUUGAGAGGGAGCAAGAAGCGAGAUUAGGCGAUGUAUAUUCGUAGACAUUGUACUUUGGUGGGCGGUUGUUUAUGGUUUGCAUAUAAUUUUGACCAUUGCUUUGGUGGUGCAUGUUGAGAUGGGUAUUAUAUAUAGGACGAUGUGAGAUAUUUAUGACCAUAAAGCAUGGUAUUCAUGUGGGCUAGCGAAAGGAUGGCACGCCGUGAAAUAUGGCGCAUGCAAACUUUUACUCUUUGAUAUAAAUUGCUCUACUCCUUUCGUUCCAG
Molecule: messenger RNA, 3974 nt
Organism: Spizellomyces punctatus DAOM BR117
Lineage: Eukaryota; Fungi; Chytridiomycota; Chytridiomycetes; Spizellomycetales; Spizellomycetaceae
Exons: 10
Coding region: 106-3735 (1209 amino acids)
Biological process (GO): protein import into nucleus; nuclear pore organization
Cellular component (GO): nuclear pore transmembrane ring
Molecular function (GO): structural constituent of nuclear pore
Source: RefSeq, a predicted model, not a curated record